CGUGUCAACAACAGCGUGUGUACUUAUCCACUCCACGCACACUCAAACUGCAACUGACCAGGAUCUUCAAUGGCGACGCGCUCGGCACAGAAGAACUAUGCUCUUCUCAUGCUGCUUUCGAUGCUGUCUGUGUCACUCACCACACAAGAUGACCUUAUAGUCAACACUUGCAAUGGGAAAGUCCAAGGAAAACAGCUUUCUGUGCUCGGUGGUGAUAUCCGAGUCUUCCUUGGAAUUCCAUAUGCAAAAGCACCUCUUGGCAAACUGAGAUUCAGAGCUCCGGAGCCUGCAGAAAGAUGGGAGGGGGUGUUAGAUGCCACAAACUAUGCAAAUUCUUGCUACCAGAUUCCAGAUACGGUCUACCCAGGUUUCAGGGGUGCUGAGAUGUGGAACGCAAACACUAAACUGAGUGAGGACUGUCUAUAUCUAAAUGUCUGGACCCCCUUUACCAAAGCUAGCCAAAGUUCACUGGCUCCUGUCCUUGUCUGGAUCUAUGGAGGCGGAUUUAUUUCAGGAACAUCAUCUCUGGACAUUUAUGAUGGCCGAUACCUGAGUAAAGUUGAAGGUGUUAUUGUGGUAUCAAUGAAUUACAGACUUGGUCCUCUUGGUUUCUUGGCUUUGCCUGACAACAACAUCCGGGGCAAUGCAGGCCUCCUGGACCAACGCUUAGCCCUCCAAUGGGUAGCCAAUAAUAUCGUUGCUUUUGGGGGUGAUCCUUCACAGGUCACAAUUUUUGGGGAGAGUGCUGGCUCUGCAUCUGUUGGCUUCCACAUCCUCUCCCCAGGUAGUCAAGACCUCUUUCAAAGGGCUGUAAUGCAGAGUGCUUCCCCGAAUGCACCAUGGGCCUCAGUCAACAAGACAGUUGCCUAUGAAAGAUCCAUGAUGCUGGCAACAUUAUUGGGGUGUCCCACAUCUUCUCCAGCUCAUCAGGACAUCUGUUUACAGAAGAUUGAUCCUUGGGUGAUAACCUCAAAGCAAUUUGAUGUUCUCACAAAGCCUACAAUAAUGCCGUUCUCCUUUGUCCCCGUUGUGGAUGGAUACUUCCUACCUGAUGAAGUUGAAGUGUUGCUGCAAAGUAAUAUACUUCCAAAGAAAGACGUGUUGUUUGGAUUAACCAGGAAUGAAGGCACCUACAUUUUAAUGUAUGGGAUGCCAGGAUUUAACAUCACUGGUGAGAGUCUCAUCACCAGGAUGGAGUUCAUGGAAGGAGUGCGGCUGGCAAUGGGGGACGUUGACGCUGUCGGAGAAGAAGGAGCGGUUUUUCACUACACCGAUUGGACGGCUGAGCAUGACAGGAUGAAAAACCGUGACUCCCUGGGAAAUCUGGUUGGAGACCGAUUCUUUGUUUGUCCUCUGUUAGAGUUUGCUCACAUGUACUCACAUCAGGGCGGUAAAAUGUUCCUAUAUUCCUUCGACCACCAGUCUUCCAUAAAUCCUUGGCCAGCAUGGAUGGGUAUUUCACAUGGUUAUGAGAUUGAGUUUGUGUUCGGAAUGCCACUGAAUGUAACCUGGGGAUACACAAACACUGAAGUCAACAUGACCAAGAAAUUUCUGAAACACUGGGCCAACUUUGCAAGGACGGGAAAUCCAGAAAUUGAUGGGGUUGCAUGGCCCUUGUUCACCCCUGAACGCCAAGAGUAUGUCACGCUGAACUCCAACCUUCCAGAAAAAAGAAGAAUGAUGAGAGCCAAAGAGUGUUACUUGUGGAAUAAAUUGAUGCCACGAAUACAGAAGGUUUCAGACGAUCUACAGGCUUGUAUGACUGCAAAUGGCAUAAUGCUCCACUAUUGUUGCACAUUCCUUGUUAUUUCAUUGUUUAUCAUCUUAAUCUGUUUGUAAGUGGAGCAAGAAGCAAAUCUGUCUUCCAAAGAGUUUGACUGGCAAAUGCCCAUAAACCAAAUAGAGGAGAAGUACUUGGUUGUAUUACCCACUCUGUACUAGUUGUGGGCAAGAUGGUAGUCUGCUCCCUGAGCCUUGAGCAAGCAAGCCCACCCCCUCACAACUGACAACCGUACCUUGCCUGAAUGCCCACAUAAUCUAUUUGUGCACGUGUGUGGACUGUGUUCAUGAGUAAUGCUUGCAGCAAAAAAGUCCAGCAGAGUUAAUGGAAUUUCUUUAUGGGAUAUACAGUACGGUCUCCCUCAACCAGUCAAGUUUUACUUUCAUGUUUGGCUGGAGCAAUAUAAUAAUAAUAAAAAAGAUCCAAUCCAAUACAAUACAAUAAAGUACAAUACAAUACAAUGCAAUACAAAAUAAUAUAGUGAGUUGAGUGUAACAUUUUAAGCUAUUUUAGUCAUUGCUAAGCAAUGAAGUGGCUUUCGAUUUUUUUUUGGGCCGGUCCUCUGGAACUGUAGAGGUUCCUUUGUCACCUUCUGGUUACAUUUAAAGUAAUCUUUUUCAAACUGUCAUUAGAUUUAUACUUUUUUUUUUUUUUUUUAGGUCCUAGCAUAAUUUUGAUUAAUUUGUUAAUCUUAAACGGCACCAAAAUGUCUGAGGCACCUAAGGUCAAAAAGGUAGGGAAACAUUCCUUGUCAGAGUAAUUUUCAAGUGAUCGUCAAACCAUCCAUCCAUCCAUCCAUUUUCUACCGCUUAUCCGGGUUGGGUCGCGGGGGCAGUAGCUUUAGCAGGGAUGCCCAGACUUCCCUCUCCCCAGCCACUUCAUCCAGCUCUUCCGGGGGGAUCACGAGGCGUUCCCAGGCCAGCCGAAGGACAUAGUCUCUCCAGCGUGUCCUGGGUCGUAUCCGGGGUAUCCUCCCGGUGGGUCGUGCCCGGAACACCUCACCAGGGAGGCGUCCGGGAGUCAUCCGAAUCAGAUGCCCCAGCCACCUCAUCUGGCUCCUCUCGAUGUGGAGGAGUAGCGGCUCUACUUUGAGCCCUUUCCGGAUGACCGAGCUUCUCACCCUUUCUCUAAGGGAGAGCCCGGACAACCUGCGGAGGAAACUCAUUUCGGCCACUUGUAUCCGGGAUCUUGUUCUUUCGGUCACGACCCCCAACUCGUGACCAUAGGUGAGGGUAGGAACAUAGAUCGACCG
Phycodurus eques (leafy seadragon) is the source of this 3032-nucleotide messenger RNA. RefSeq names its product acetylcholinesterase-like. The record is from RefSeq and is a predicted model, not a curated record. Gene Ontology annotation, biological process: acetylcholine catabolic process; choline metabolic process. Bases 70 to 1839 code for a protein of 589 amino acids. Gene Ontology annotation, cellular component: plasma membrane. Gene Ontology annotation, molecular function: acetylcholinesterase activity. Lineage: Eukaryota; Metazoa; Chordata; Actinopteri; Syngnathiformes; Syngnathidae. The transcript has 10 exons.